CGACAGAGGCAAGGCAAGACGAAAAUACAAGAAACUUAAAAAGAGAAUACAAAGAGAAGGAGCGACAAGCCCUAGAGUAGUCAGCAGAGAGGAAGCGCAAAGAAAGGGGGAAGAAAAAGACGAGAAAAGAAGAAGCAGUAGCAGUAGAGAGAAUGGGGUGGAUGGGGGAUACCGUUGAUUCCAUCAAGUCCAUCCAGAUCCGCCAGCUCCUUUCGCAGGGCGUUAGUCUUGGUAAGUCUAGGUCUAGCCAACCUGGUCUUCAAUUUACCUAUAUGAUCGCUCCCCCCCCUGUUCGUGAUUUUGACUGCCCAAUUGCAUGCCGGGGAAUGGAAGAGAGUUUGUUUCAGUUGCCGGAAUUCUGGAGUCUAUUUUUAAUUGAAUUUUGGGUUUGUAAGCCUUGAUGUGCCAAAUAUUGUUUCGCUGUGUUGUGGUUUCGGAAAAUGCAAGGUUGGGUUUCUCGUCUGGACGAGAAUUUGAGUUUCAACGAUUUCAAAGCCUAUGGAUCUAUUACCUUACUCAGUGCUCAUUCUGUUUCCAUGCAUCAUCGAAUGUAUGAUUGUUACCUCUGCGCUAAUAAUAUGGAAAGCGUUAAUGUGCUUCACUGGCAGCGAAUCUCCAGUGGUGGUUGUGCUUUCUGGAAGUAUGGAACCAGGAUUCAAAAGGGGUGAUAUUUUGUUUCUGCACAUGAGCAACGAUCCUAUCCGUACCGGCGAGAUUGUUGUCUUCAAUGUUGAUGGCAGGGAAAUUCCGAUAGUCCACCGUGUGAUUAAGGUUCAUGAAAGACAAGAAACUGGGGACGUUGAAGUUUUGACCAAAGGAGACAAUAAUUAUGGGGAUGAUAGGCUUUUGUACGCUCAAGGUCAGCUAUGGCUGCAGCGGCAUCAUAUCAUGGGCAGGGCUGUUGGAUUCUUACCGUAUGUUGGCUGGGUGACAAUCAUCAUGACUGAGAAGCCUAUUAUCAAGUAUAUACUUAUUGGUGCAUUGGGGCUGCUGGUCAUAACUUCUAAAGAUUGAGGGGAAGGCAUGAAGAUGUAGGGAGUCAUUAGCCUUCUGUUUUGAUUCACAGUGAAUUAAUGAAUUUGAGGACUAGAAUGAAAUGGAGAGAAAUUACGACGGUUUAGCUUGCUUUUGCUGUAAUAGGCUAGUGACUUGCUGUUGAGGACAGUAGCCUAUAGGGUCUGGCUGGAUAUCCUCGAAUCGAAAGGUGAAGCGAGUUAAUUACAACGGUUUAGCAGUAGUACGACUUCCGAACUGGUGGUUUGGUGCCUGGAAAACUGACAUGUUAGCUAAUUAAGAAAAUUUUAUAACUUUUGUUACAAUGAUGAGAAUGAUGUAGCCAAUGGUGUUUCCUAC
Molecule: messenger RNA, 1353 nt
Organism: Linum tenue
Lineage: Eukaryota; Viridiplantae; Streptophyta; Magnoliopsida; Malpighiales; Linaceae
Source: the annotation of a GenBank genome assembly